Triplophysa dalaica is the source of this 2743-nucleotide messenger RNA. Its product is annotated as glutathione hydrolase 1 proenzyme-like. The record is from RefSeq and is a predicted model, not a curated record. Gene Ontology annotation, molecular function: glutathione gamma-glutamate hydrolase. The transcript has 16 exons. Gene Ontology annotation, biological process: glutathione catabolic process; peptide modification; regulation of inflammatory response. Bases 413 to 2215 code for a protein of 600 amino acids. Gene Ontology annotation, cellular component: plasma membrane. Lineage: Eukaryota; Metazoa; Chordata; Actinopteri; Cypriniformes; Nemacheilidae.
CAAGCGAUGAGGAUCUCAGAUGAUGAUCCUGCCUAUAUUGUGCGAUUCAAGGCUGCUUUCACCAAGGACCUCAACCAGCGGAAGGAGAAUCUAAACCUGGAAUGGCUUCAGGUGGCAACUGCUCUAGAUCCACGAUUUAAGGACCUCAAGUGUUUGCCCAGAGCAGAGAGGGAGCCAGUGUGGGCAAAGCUAAGUGAGUUGGUGAAGGGAGAAGAAACUGCUCUGCAGCCACUCGGGGAGGAGAACCCUGAGCCACCCAAGAAGAAAACAGCCCUGCUACUGAUAGGAUCAGACUCCGAAUCAGAUGAGGAGACACCAGAAGCCAAAACUGCGGAGAGGUACAAGGCAGCAACUCACACUUGGCUGAUUUUUCUUUGUGCUUUUCAUUUUCUCCUCGUUGACAAAAAUCAUCAUGGCAGAUUCAGAUGGUGUUAGAGCCCAGUCAACUGUCUUGAUGGGUAAUACAGGUGGGAGAUCUCCAGAAACACCAUUAAAUCAGAAGAAAAGAUUUCUGGCCGUUAUUGGUGUGAUUACCGGUGUGAGUAUUCUUAUUGGAGGUCUGCAUUAUAUAACCACAAAAAACAACGAUACUUGCUAUCCUAAAGUAGCAGUGGCUGCAGAUGCCGGGAAUUGCUCUCAGGUUGGGAGGGACAUCUUGUUGUUGAAGAACGGCUCAGCUGUUGAUGCAGCUAUUGCUACUCUAUUGUGUGUGGGUCUGUAUAACCCUCAAAAUAUGGGAAUAGGAGGAGGAGUGGUCUUCACUAUAUACGAUGCAUCUACAGGAAAGGUUGAGACAAUUGAUGCCAGAGAAACUGCUCCACAGAAAUCAUCAGCAAACAUGUUUGACAAAGACCCCCAGAAAACAGAAUCAGUGACGGGAGGAUUGUCCAUCGCUGUUCCAGGACUACUCCGGGGUUUCAUGAUGGCACACAAAAGACACGGCAGACUAGAAUGGAAAGAUCUGUUUCAGCCCAGUAUAAAGAUGGCACGCAAGGGUGUUAUAAUUGGCAAAGCCAUGGCUGAAGCCCUCAGCGAGACAAGUGUAAUGAUUGAGAAUAGCACAACAUGGUGUGAUGUGUUUUGUGAUUCAAAUAAUAAAACCCUUAAGGAAAAUGAUAUGAUAAAACUUCUCAAACUAGCCGACACAUAUGAGCUCAUAGCAAAUGAAGGACCAGAUGUCUUUUACACUGGAUCACUGAGUCAGAAAAUAGUGAAGGACAUCCAGGCCGAAGGAGGAAUAAUAACAUCUGAGGAUCUACGGGAUUAUGAACCAAGGGUGCAUGAAUACGCAUUAAACUUUACUAUGAGGAAUUAUACAUUUCACGUCCCUAGUGCUCCAUUCAGUGGACCCGUCCUCGCUAUGAUCCUCAAAAUACUCGACGGUUACAACUUCACACACAACAGCUUACAGACAGAUGAGAGAAAGAUUUUGACAUAUCAUCGUAUGAUUGAGGCUUUCCGCUUCACUUACGCCCGAAAGAGUGAACUGGGAGAUCCUCAAUUUGUCAAAAUCACUGAUAUCAUUGAAAACAUGACUUCAGACGAGACUGCAAGAAACAUCAGAAGUAAGAUAGACGACACCACCACCAAACCUGACAGCUACUAUGGGAAAGACAUCUCUCCACCUUACGACUCUGGGACGUCUCAUCUGUCUAUCAUUGCAGAAGAUGGCAGUGCUGUGUCCGUCACCAGCAGCAUCAAUGAUCUUUUUGGCUCUAUGGUGAUGUCACCCACAACAGGCAUCAUCUUUAAUAACCAGAUGAAGGAUUUUAGCCGUACUGAACAAGGAAAGAACAUUAAUAUGAACAACUUAAUUCAACCAGGUAAAAGACCACUUUCAUCCAUGUGUCCCACAAUAAUAAUGGACAACUCGCAACCAAAACACAAACGGGUCAAGAUGGUGGUUGGAGCUUCAGGUUGGACAAAAAUUCCCUCAGCAAUUGCACAGGUGGUCUUAAACAAACUGUACUUUGACUAUACCUUGAAGAAAUCUGUUGAUGAACCCAGAUUUCACAAUGGCUGGAAACCGAACGUGACUGAGGUUGAAGAAAAGUUUGAUAAGUCUAUGAGUGAGGGACUGAGGAAGAAGAAUCAUGACAUACAUCAAUUAUUGGGGGGGGAUUAUUUGGGAGAGGUCCAGGUAGCUGUACGGCAGGGUGACAGAAUCUGUGCUGAAUGUGACUUCAGGGAAGGCGGCUCUCCUGCAGGAUACUGAAUCACAUGUGACAGCCCAAAGUUUCAGUUUUAAAAUGAAAGCUGUUACUAUAAUAAUCAGAUUAUUUUCAUUCAUCAGUUUUAAUAGUUUGCAAUAAAAACACACCCACAGAUGUGUGUCCUUAUGACUAUGAGUUUCCUUUUUGCAUUACUAAUGAGUUGUACUGACAAAAUUAUAUAUUUUUUAACAUUAACAUUAAUAAAAUAAUCUGUGUUGGAAACUGUGAUUGUGACAUAUGAUGAAAUACCUAAAUUCUUUGCAAUUGAGCACUUCACUGAUUAUCAAGAUUAUCUUCACAGAUUGACACAAUAUUUGCCAUUUUUGAAACCUAAAUACAAUCACAAGUAGUAAAAAGCCGAGACUAGACUACACGGUCGCUCAAUAUCAACAUCACCACCAACGCACACCCCUUCCUUGACUGUGAAUAUGUGUUUUGAGAUGCAUUACGAUCACCUGUUUCCAAUAAAAUUGGUCACCUGUGGAAUGUUCCAAACAAGUGAAUAUUUGCAAUAAAGUUUAUCAGCUUGA